This is a messenger RNA of Pygoscelis adeliae (Adelie penguin), 972 nucleotides long. RefSeq names its product opioid-binding protein/cell adhesion molecule homolog. Bases 1 to 972 code for a protein of 323 amino acids. The transcript is spliced from 8 exons. Gene Ontology annotation, cellular component: neuron projection. NCBI's taxonomy places the organism in Eukaryota, Metazoa, Chordata, Aves, Sphenisciformes, Spheniscidae. The record is from RefSeq and is a predicted model, not a curated record.
AUGCCGCCUCGGUGUACCGUGGAUGACAGGGUCACACGAGUAGCGUGGUUGAACCGCAGCACCAUCCUGUACGCCGGCAAUGACAAGUGGUCUAUAGACAACCGCGUGGUCAUCCUUUCCAACACCAAGACCCAGUACAGCAUCAAGAUACACAACGUGGAUGUCUAUGAUGAGGGCCCCUACACCUGCUCCGUGCAGACAGACAAUCACCCCAAGACUUCGCGCGUCCAUCUCAUUGUGCAAGUUCCCCCCCAGAUUGUCAACAUCUCAUCAGACAUCACCGUGAAUGAGGGCAGCAGCGUGACCCUCAUGUGCCUGGCCUUCGGGAGACCAGAGCCCACUGUCACGCCGCGGCACCUCUCUGGGAAAGGACAGGGCUUUGUGAGCGAGGACGAGUACCUGGAGAUCACGGGCAUCACACGGGAGCAGUCCGGGGAGUAUGAGUGCAGCGCUGUCAAUGACGUGGCUGUCCCGGACGUGCGGAAAGUCAAAGUCACCGUCAACUAUCCGCCGUACAUCUCAAAUGCCAAGAACACGGGCGCCUCGGUGGGCCAGAAGGGCAUCCUGCAGUGCGAGGCCUCAGCCGUCCCCGUGGCGGAGUUUCAGUGGUUCAAGGAGGACACCAGGUUAGCGAAUGGGCUGGAGGGCGUGCGGAUCGAGAGCAAGGGCCGCCUGUCGACACUGACCUUCUUCAACGUCUCGGAGAAGGACUACGGCAACUACACGUGCGUGGCCACGAACAAGCUGGGCAACACCAACGCCAGCAUCAUCCUGUAUGAGCAAACAGGGACAGCCCUCUCAGUGAUGGCACUUUGCAGGCCCCCAAAUCCUGGCACGGCCAGGAAGCCGUGCACAAGGGCAGAUCUGGAGAGACGAUUGUCUCUGCGCUACCUCCGUAGCCCUCCCAACAUCUACAAGUCAUCCCGAGGGCUGACCACACAACGCAUCGCAAAUGAAGCCGCCUGGCUAUGA